Messenger RNA from Cryptomeria japonica (Japanese cedar), 3824 nucleotides. Its product is annotated as pentatricopeptide repeat-containing protein At2g13600. Gene Ontology annotation, molecular function: protein binding; RNA binding. The record is from RefSeq and is a predicted model, not a curated record. Lineage: Eukaryota; Viridiplantae; Streptophyta; Pinopsida; Cupressales; Cupressaceae. The transcript is spliced from 3 exons. Bases 530 to 2431 code for a protein of 633 amino acids. Gene Ontology annotation, biological process: RNA modification.
ACCUUAGCUCUGCUCUUUUUUUUUUAAUUCCAUAAAACCACCUGCAAAAGGAAAAGAAAAUAGGGGCUAGACCUCUUCGAUAGAGUUUCUUCGGUAGAGAAUGUGAAAACUCCCACUUCAACCUUACAUCUGCAUUUUUUAAUUCCAUGAAACCACCUGCAAAACGAAAAUAGGAGCCCAGACCUCUUCAAUAUAGCUUCGGUAGAGAGCCACAAGCAUAGUGGCACUAACGGAGUAUGUGCCCAUAUGGUUAUUACAUGGCACCUCUCGAUUUUUGGAAGCUUUUCCUUGCAGUGGAGAGCUUGUUGCUGCUUUCAAGGAAAUGUAAUUUCACCAUUUCAAUCAGGAUUGGAAAUUGAAAUUCUUCCGUGUAUGUAUAUUACCAUUCAAUAUCUUGUCUUUCAAAGAGAAAUAAAUUGCAAACAGAACCACUUUCGUUGCGGAAGUUGUGGCAGUGUUUCAUUGUCACUAUGGAAUAAGUAGAUUGAAUAAUAAUGUACUUUUCACACGCUUCACUUAUAAUCAUACAAUGCGAGUGCCAUCCACUGCCAAUCUGAAUGUCACAACGUUAGGUAAACAGUUCCACUCUGUCAUCACUCACAGGGGAUUUGCAUUCGUUACACACACAUAUAUGCAAAAUAACCUUAUCAACAUGUAUGUCAAGUGCGGUGGUUUGAUGGAUGCUCGUAAAGUGUUUGAUGACAUGACCAAACCAGAUAACUUCUCAUGGAAUGCCAUGAUUGCAGCUUACCGAAAACAUGGAUAUCCUCAUGAAGCACUGAAAUUGUUUCACCAAAUGCAACUAAUAGGUUUCCGACCCGAUCAGUUCGCCUUUGCCAGCGUACUGCCUGCCUGUGCCAAAAUUAAAGAUUUGGAACAGGGUAUGGAUAUCCAUGAAAGCGUAACGGAAAGGGGUUUUUUGUCAGAUCUUGUAGUUGCAAAUGCCCUGGUGGAUAUGUAUGGGAAAUGUGGUAGCAUACGUAAGGCACGUGAACUGUUUAACAAAAUGCCUCAAAAAAAUGUGGUCUCGUGGAAUGCGAUGAUUGCAGGAUAUGCACAAAAUGGCGCUCUUGAUGAAGCUUUACAUCUAUUCAAAGCAAUGCCUCAAAGAAAUGUAGUUUCAUGGAAUGCUGUGGUUGCAGCAUGUGCACAAAAUGGGCAGGUUGGAAAGGCCUUGGGGACAUUUAAGCAAAUGCAAUUGGCAGGUCUAAAGUCGAACUCCACAACAUUUAUUAGCAUCCUCCCAGCCUGUGCCAGAAUGGGAGCUUUAGAACUGGGUAUGAACAUACAUCAAAUUAUAAUUGAAUGCGGGUUUUUGUCAGAUGUAUUAGUUGUAAAUGCCCUGAUAGACAUGUACGCAAAAUGUGGAAGUAUGAAAAAGGCAUAUGAACUAUUUGUCAAAAUGCCUCAAAGAGACGUGGUCUCAUGGACUGCAAUGAUUGGAGGAUAUGCACAAAAUGGUGUCCUUGGCGAGGCCUUGAGGCUUUUCAAAGAAAUGCCACAACCAGACGUGAUCGCAUGGAAUACUAUGAUUGCAGGAUAUGCACAAAAUGGGUUUGUUGAAAAGGCCUUGGAGGCAUUCAAGCAAAUGCAAUUAACAGGUGUAAAGCCAGACUCCACAACCUUUAUCAGUGUCCUCCCAGCUUGUGCAAAAAUGGGAGCUUUAGAUUUGGGUAUUGACAUCCACCAAAGCAUUAUUGAGUGUGGAUUUUUGUCAGAUGUUGUUGUAGUGAAUGCACUCAUAGACAUGUACGCAAAAUGUGGAAGCAUACGCAAAGCACGUGAACUGUUUGACAAAAUGCUACAAAGAGAUGUGGUUUCAUGGACUGCAAUGAUUGCAGGAUGUGCACAAAAUGGAUUUUGUAAGGAUGCUCUCAAACUUUUUGAACAAAUGAAGCACUCUGAAACAUGCCCUGACCAUGUAAGCUUUGCUUGUGUUUUAUUAGCAUGCAGCCAUUCAGGUUUAGUGGAGGAGGGUUGUAAAUAUUUCAAUAGUAUGAAUGCCUUAUAUUGCAUUAUGCCUACAACUGAUCAUUCUGUGUGCAUGGUUGAUCUUCUUGGCCGUGCUGGCUAUCUCGAGGAAGCUCUAAACUUUGUCAUCAAAAUGCCAAUAAAACCCGUGUUAGUUGUAUGGAUGUGUUUGCUUGCUGCCUGUAGAUCACAUAAGAAUAUAAUAUUAGCAGUAUUCACAUCAACUCUUCUUUUUGAACUGGAUCCUAAGAAUGCAGCAACUUAUGUUCUGCUGUCAAACAUUUAUGCAGAAGUGGGUAUGUGGGAUGAGGUUCAAAUGGCAAGGAGAUUGAUGAAAGAUAGAGGAAUCAAGAAGAUGCCUGGAUGUAGUUGGAUUGAAGGUCAUGAAUCGCUAUAUGCUUUUCGUGUAGGAGAUAUGCCACAACCAGAAACACAGGAGAUCUAUGCAAAGAUGGGGUAAUUGUCUUUGGAGAAGAAGGCAGCAGGCUACUUUGCAGAUUCAAAACAUAUAUUGUAUGAUGUGGAGGAGGAGGGACAAAGAGCUAUACAUCUGUCAUCAUAAUGAGAAACUAGCGAUGGCAUUUGGAUCGUUAAAAAUGCCUUCUGGAACAACUAUUAAAAUUGUUCAGAACCUGGGUAUGUUUUGAUUACCACACUGCAACCUAGUUUAUCUCCAAUCAUAUUGAAAGACAAAUUUUUGUGAUAGAUGCAAACCUGUUCCGUCAUUUCAAACAAGGAGAAUGUUCUUGCGGAGAUAUUGCUAAUGCUAAGACAUUCCUAGGUUUUCAGGAAACCUGUAAAUGAAAGUUGGAGGAGGUGGAGAAUGGAAAAAACCAAAAGGCGAGGAAUGCUUGGAGGAAAUGGGAAGACCUUGGGUAACCAGAAAUAUGAGAGAUGUACUUUCAAUCCAGUGCUUGGAGAUGAUGGUGAGAGCAUCUUUCAAUAGGUUCUCAUGGAUACUUGGAGACUUAGGUGAUGUUGGUGUUGUCUUGUGAUUUGAGAUAUACGUUGAGAUAGUUGGUAGUUUUAGUAGGAAGACCAAGGAGCUUUCACCUGGUAUGGACUUGAGAGGAGAUUGUUCUUGGAGUGAGUUAUGAUGACUUGGUUAUCCUAGAGGAGCAUUCUCAUUCUACACUCUUGGUCUACUCGAUGGUUUAUCACUUGAGAGGUAUUGUCCAUUGUUCCUUUUAGGUGCAUUAUGCUUUAUUUUCUUAGAUAUGGAUCUUGAGCUAUGGAUAUAUGGUUAGUUUUGGAGGAUUCAUUUUGAGGGAUGGAUACCAUGGUUAUCUGUUUGUGGAUAUGAGGUGAUAUUCUGAUGUCAUUAUGAGGAUUUUAGGAGAUGUUUUAUUGGGUUGGUUUCCUUUUUUGGGAUUGGAUAUAUAUUGAGUUUGAUUUCCUUGGUUUGAGAGGCUUACAUCCAUGAUUGACAUUAUACAUGAUACAUAUGUUUUUUUGAUCUAAGAGAUUGAAUUGAAUUUGGUUUUGUUAUGGGUUUUCAUUUGGGCUGUUUUGGUGGAGAUCAUACUUGACAUAACAUUGCUUCUUUGAGGUGCUAGUAGAAGGACAUGUUAUGGUUUAUAUAUUUUCUCUCUUCAUUCUAUGGUUUAUUCCAUGAGAUUCAUGAUUACAUGGUUUUGGAGGAUGGUGAUAUACUGGGAAAGAGUAUGCAGCUAUAUGUGUUGCAUGUGUGGAUCAUUGUAUUUGUUCUUGGCACUAAUUUUUUUUAUUACUUAUCACACCUUGAUGUGAAUGUUGAUUGGUAGACUUGAUAUGCCUUGAGCUUGUUUUUAGAUUUGAAAUUACCCAUGCAGUGGGAGUUGUUGUAUAUGUAUGUUCUUCAUUGACAAGUGUGA